Molecule: messenger RNA, 1623 nt
Organism: Metarhizium robertsii ARSEF 23
Lineage: Eukaryota; Fungi; Ascomycota; Sordariomycetes; Hypocreales; Clavicipitaceae
Product: Phosphatidylinositol-glycan biosynthesis class S protein
Exons: 2
Coding region: 1-1623 (540 amino acids)
Biological process (GO): attachment of GPI anchor to protein
Cellular component (GO): GPI-anchor transamidase complex
Source: RefSeq, a predicted model, not a curated record
AUGGCUUCAGAAAUAACAGCAGACGCGUCCGUGCCCGCGCAGGAAGCCGCCGCCCGACCUAUCGCCAAGCAGCCUCCUCCGGAGAAACCCGCCCACACCCGACGCCGUACACAUGUCAUUCUGUCAUUCUGGUUCAUCGUGCUCGUUUUGGGAUUGCCGAUAUGGUGGAAGACGACGUCAAUUUACCGCGCAGAUUUGCCUCUCGAGAGAAUGCUGCAAUGGGCUGACGGCAAGGCCUGCCGCCCUGCGUUUCCUCUGCAGAUUUCUGUUCGUGCCGAUUCCAUUGCCGACCAAGAAGCUCAGCAUCUCGUCCGCUUAACACAGCAUGCCCUCGACGACCUCAACGAUUUCCCCGGUCACCAUUUACGCCUCAAGCUCAGUCCCAAAAGCGACAGAAAACCCCCCAACCCGAGCAGGCAAGAUGCAGAUUCCGCCUUGACCAUCAAUCUGACUCCCGGCGACGCCAAUUCUGCUCAGCUAAGCCAGCACUCGGCCGUGCUCGACAUGACUUAUGCUCCCAACUCGAUACCCUCUCUCCAUUCUGCCUCGUCCGCCCUGGCAGCAUACAUGGCCAAUGAGCUCCAGUCUACCUUUUCCGAGGAGCAAUCCAUCAUCUCGUAUCUGCUGUCCACGUCUUCCAUGUCGUCUACCGCGAGACAACACGGUCUCGGCCAAGAGGCGGCAGAAUCGUUGAAGAAGCGCACAACCCGGUCGCUGCGUUAUGCUCCUACCUACCACCUGAGCUUUUCUCUCUUCACCGACGGUGCCACCCCCAACACGUGGGAUAUCGAUGCAGCCAUCAACGAAUACAUGAAGCCAAUGCUGGAUGUUCUGGGACCCAUUCACAACUUUACCAUUGAUACGCAGGUCCAACUGUAUGCCACGCCUGGCGUACAAUCACAAAUCCUCAACAAGGAGCACUUGGCGUCGUUUAUCAAUGCCGCAGAGUGGCCCCUUUCACCAUCCAUUGGCGGCGCACCCACGGUCAACUUUAUCAUCUUUGUCGGCAACCAAACCAUUGGAUCUGACAGUGCCCAGGUCGAAAACUCACAGUCAUGGAUGAUUCCUCAAUGGGGCUCCGUAUAUCUCCUGCCGCUGGCCCCUACCGAGCAGCACGUCUCGGCAAAUGCCCUCAAGCAGCCUCUGCUCAUGUUUGGCGGCCACCUGCUGACUCUCCUUGGCACGCCGCAGUCUGGAUCUCUCCCGCUGCGGCUCUCCUCUCUGGCCAGGGUACGAACAAUGGACCUGCUCCUUCGGGCUUCCUCGUCUCUGGGCUCUCUGGCGCGGCUCUCGCCCAGCCUGCCUUCGAUAUCUAUUCCUCGCAGUGUUGCCGAAGGCGUUUCCAGCUCGUUGCAGCACCUGGAACAGGCGUGCGCCAACCUGGGUGGACCAGAAGGGCUGUUGCAUGCACGGGUUGCCGAGGAGGAGGCGGAGAGGGCCUUUUUCGAGAAGAGCAUGGUUGGGCAAUUGUACUUUCCAGACGAGCACAAGAUUGCGGUUUACUUGCCUUUGUUGGGGCCCGUAGGGGUGCCGCUGGUGCUGGGACUGGUCAAUGAGCUCAAGAAUUGGAUAAGGAAACGGAAGCAGAAGGCCAAGGAGGCCAGAGAGAAAAAGGGCCAGUAG